Molecule: messenger RNA, 1353 nt
Organism: Lichtheimia ornata
Lineage: Eukaryota; Fungi; Mucoromycota; Mucoromycetes; Mucorales; Lichtheimiaceae
Product: tubulin alpha-1 chain
Exons: 5
Coding region: 1-1353 (450 amino acids)
Biological process (GO): microtubule cytoskeleton organization; mitotic cell cycle
Cellular component (GO): cytoplasm; microtubule
Molecular function (GO): structural constituent of cytoskeleton; GTP binding
Source: RefSeq, a predicted model, not a curated record
AUGAGAGAAAUCAUCAGUCUUCACGUCGGCCAGGCUGGUAUCCAGAUUGCCAACUCCUGCUGGGAACUGUAUUGCCUUGAGCAUGGCAUCCAACCUGAUGGCCGUAUCCCUGAGGAACAAGAUAUCAAGGAUCACUCUUUUGACACCUUCUUUAGCGAAACUAGCUCUGGUAAACACGUGCCACGUACUGUUUUCGCAGAUUUGGAACCUAGUGUUGUCGAUGAGGUACGCACCGGUACCUAUCGUGCACUUUACCACCCGGAGCAAUUGAUUACUGGCAAGGAGGAUGCCGCCAACAACUACGCACGUGGUCAUUAUACCGUGGGCAAGGAGCUUGUUGACACUGUCCUUGAUCGUGUUCGCAAGUUGGCUGAUAACUGCAAUGGAUUGCAAGGCUUUUUGGUCUUCCACUCGUUUGGUGGUGGUACCGGCUCUGGUUUUGGUGCCUUGUUGAUGGAGCGAUUGUCCGUGGAUUAUGGCAAGAAAUCCAAGCUUGAGUUCUCUGUAUACCCUGCUCCCCAAGUCUCCACUGCUGUCGUUGAGCCCUACAACUCCAUCCUCACCACCCACACCACCUUGGAGCAUUCUGAUUGUGCUUUCAUGGUUGACAACGAAGCCAUUUAUGACAUUUGCCGUCGUAACCUCGAUAUUGAACGCCCCACUUAUGCCAACCUUAACCGCUUGAUUGCUCAAGUCGUCUCCUCUAUCACUGCUUCCUUGCGUUUUGAUGGCUCACUCAAUGUGGAUUUGAACGAGUUCCAAACCAACUUGGUGCCUUAUCCUCGUAUUCAUUUCCCCUUGGUCACGUAUGCACCUAUCAUCUCUGCUGCUAAGGCUUACCACGAGCAAUUGUCUGUUCCUGAAAUCACUUACUCAUGCUUUGAACCCAACAACCAAAUGGUAAAGUGUGAUCCUCGUAACGGCAAGUACAUGGCUUGCUGCUUGCUUUAUCGUGGUGAUGUUGUUCCCAAGGACACCAAUGCUGCCAUUGCUUCUAUCAAGACGAAGCGUACCAUCCAAUUUGUCGAUUGGUGCCCUACCGGUUUCAAGGUCGGUAUCAACCAUCAGCCUCCUACUGUGGUCCCUGGUGGUGACCUUGCCAAGGUGCAACGUGCCAUUUGUAUGCUUAGCAACACCACUGCCAUUGCUGAAGCUUGGGCUCGUCUCGAUCACAAGUUUGAUUUGAUGUAUGCUAAGCGUGCCUUUGUUCACUGGUAUGUCGGUGAAGGUAUGGAAGAAGGUGAAUUCUCUGAAGCUCGUGAGGAUCUCGCUGCUCUCGAAAAGGAUUAUGAAGAAGUUGGCUCUGAUUCCCUUGGUGACUCUGAAAUCGAGGACGCUGAAGCCGAGUAUUAG